AUGGGUCACGCUGGACAGUUGGUCAACAUGCUGCGUCUGGUGGGUGGAAGAUUACUCGUGAAUUUUGCAGGUAUGCCUGGUGUUUUGAGCAUCAGCAGCAGGUGCGCAACAGAUUCUGCAACAGCAACUACAGCCACAGGAGCAACGAUCUUUACUCUUUCAGCGUUUACCAUUGUUACAGGAUCAACUGCUCUUGCAACAACCAGGUCUCUGUUGCAGCAACCACUAGUGGGACGAUCCUUAGCGACUGAGCCUUUGAUCCGAACGCUGCAACGACCUUCGCCGCAAGGACAAUCUCCUGUCCAGCCGUUGCUGCUUGCAUCUUUUGUUCAACAGCAGCAACCUUUGUUACAGCAAAGGCAACAACUGAUCCAACAGCCUAUGGUGCAAGAACAGUCUUUGUUCCAACAGCCUUUGGUGCAAGUCUUUGUUCCAACAGCCUUUGGUGCAAGAACAGUCUUUGUUCCAACAGCCUUUGGUGCAAGAACGGUCUUUGUUCCAACAGCCUUUGGUGCAAGAACAGUCUUUGUUCCAACAGCCUUUGGUGCAAGCAGCACUAGUCCAGCAACCUUUUGUACAACCAGCUUUGGUCCAACCUACAAAACAACCUUUGGUCCAACGACCUCUGGUUCAACCUCUUUUACAACAGCAGCCUUCGGUACAGCAAUCUGUAGUACAACAGCAGCCUCUAUUCCAGCAACCCAUGACACAAGAACAAAUUCAAUUCCAGCGACCUCUGGUUCUCCAGAAACCUACACAACAGCAACCUCGGGUAAGGCAAACUGGGGUACAAAAGCAACCUCUCUUCCGACAACUUUUAAACCAAGAACGACCCAUAGUGCAAGACUCUUUGGUACAAGAACAGCCUCUACUACAGCAAUCAUUGUUGCAGCGGCAGCCUAUACCUCAACAACCUUUGAUAUCACAAGUACCUUUGGAACAAGAGCAACUACUGCAACGAUCUAUGGUGCAGCAGCCCUUCAUACAGCAGCCCUUGGCGCAGUUGCUGCCUUUAGCACAACGGCAACCUUUAUUACAGGAACAGUCACUGGUACAACAGCAGCCAGCAAUACAACCAGUGAGGGAACAAGCACUGGCACAAUUUCUGAUCCGAGAGCGACCUUUUGUGCAGCAACCUCUGUCGCGAGACCAGUUUCUGGUGCAACAACAGCCUUCGGUACCACGGGAAACCCUGGAACAGCAGCUGCCACUGACCCAACGUAUAGUACAAUUUGCAAGACGACAAAAUACAAUGCAAGGCCGUCGUUUGGCACAGCGGCCAUUUGUAGGGAUUCAACCAACACGUGUUCAAGCGGCAGUUGUUCAGCCAACACACGUUCAGGCGGCAAUUGUUCAACCGUCCGGACAGGCCAUCCGAGACAGAGGCGAUCGCAGUCAUGUACACACCGUUCCCCUCUCUUCCCCGCCAGCUACACGGCUCCUGACGGCGAGGUAGUCAACGUCGAGUACAUCGCGGACGAGAAUGGAUACCGUGCCUACUCCGUUCCUCCUGGACGGUCUGGUCCUCAUCUUGUCCACUCCACUCAGCGCAGUUCAGCUCCGCCAGUCAUCCAGUCAGUAACGACCAGUCCCAGGGUAUUUCAGACCAGACCCAGCAUAAGCUUAGCCACGGCUCGACCAAGCUUUCUCAAUAGGCCUACAGUUCAGCUCUCCUCUCGACCCAGGCAGAGCAGCUCCGAACACGAGGAAGGCGCCCAGGAAACCACUGGUCGACCCUUGGCUUUCAGUAACGGCUUCGAUUCCUUCAGCGCCUUCACCUUUGCUCCAGAAGCUCGGGUCUCCGUUGCGGACGAGGAAGAAACUGGUGAACUAGGUAUUGGGUUUGUUUUUCUACUGGCCGACGGAGUACACACGAUGGUAGAUAAAGAAAAUACAGCUUUAAGAGCAAUUACGUCAUAUCGUAGUUAUCCAGGACAAAUAAACCAGCGUAUCGUGGUUUUCUCAAGUUCUUAUACUUCUAUGAAACCGUCACAAGGCGCUGGUAGAAUACCCUUAUCGGUAAAGGCGUACCCAGGUCGACUCAUACCCUAG
Molecule: messenger RNA, 2052 nt
Organism: Penaeus vannamei (Pacific white shrimp)
Lineage: Eukaryota; Metazoa; Arthropoda; Malacostraca; Decapoda; Penaeidae
Source: RefSeq, a predicted model, not a curated record